This is a messenger RNA of Eutrema salsugineum, 816 nucleotides long. RefSeq names its product vegetative storage protein 1. The transcript is spliced from 5 exons. Gene Ontology annotation, molecular function: acid phosphatase activity. Bases 1 to 816 code for a protein of 271 amino acids. The record is from RefSeq and is a predicted model, not a curated record. NCBI's taxonomy places the organism in Eukaryota, Viridiplantae, Streptophyta, Magnoliopsida, Brassicales, Brassicaceae.
AUGCCAAAGAAAAUCCUCACACUUUCACUUCUCUUGCUCUUGGCCGCUACGGUCUCCCACGGCCGGCCUUCCGUAACUGUGCCUGAGCUCAUCGAGUUGCUCACAUCAACGAACAUCUUUGAGAACGAAGCCAAGCUCUUAGAGAAACAACGACUCACCAUCAACUACCCCAACUGCAUAAGCUGGCACCUUGGUGUUGAGACUUCUAACAUCAUAAACUUCGAGACUGUGCCCGCAAAUUGCAAAGGCUAUGUUGAAGACUACUUGACCACGUCCCAACAGUACCGUUACGACUCCAAAACGUUGUGCAAAGAAGCUUAUUUCUACGCCAAAGGACUUGCCCUAAAGAAUAAUACCUACAAUGUUUGGAUCUUUGACCUAGACGACACCCUCCUGUCUAAUGUUCCCUUUUACGCCAAAUACGGAUACGGGACAGAGAAGCACGAACCGGAGACGUUCAUGAAGUGGUUGGAGGUCGGAGAAGCUCCCGUGCUCCCAGAGACUUUGCAUCUUUACCAAAACAUCCUCGAACUCGGGAUUGAACCAGUCUUACUCACUGAACGAUUCCAAGAGUUGGAGGAAGUCACUCUUAAGAAUCUCAAAGCUGCUGGCUUCCACUAUUGGAAGCAUAUCUUAUUCAAGCCAACGGAUUCGAACAUGAAGACAGCGAACUUCAAGUCAAAGGAGAGGAAGAAGCUGGAGAGGAGUGGUUACACUAUCAUUGGGAAUAUUGGAGACCAAUGGGCUGAUUUGGCUAAGGACAGCCCUGGGAGAAGAACUUUCAAGCUCCCUAAUCCACUCUACUACAAGAGCUAA